Messenger RNA from Chroicocephalus ridibundus (black-headed gull), 2031 nucleotides. RefSeq names its product prostaglandin reductase 1 (gene PTGR1). Gene Ontology annotation, molecular function: 2-alkenal reductase [NAD(P)H] activity; 15-oxoprostaglandin 13-reductase [NAD(P)+] activity. The transcript has 13 exons. The record is from RefSeq and is a predicted model, not a curated record. Gene Ontology annotation, cellular component: cytoplasm. NCBI's taxonomy places the organism in Eukaryota, Metazoa, Chordata, Aves, Charadriiformes, Laridae. Gene Ontology annotation, biological process: prostaglandin metabolic process. The coding region runs from base 505 to 1494 and encodes 329 amino acids.
CAACGAAGCCUCUCGGCCUGAGGGGAGGGCAGGUACCCUCGGGUCAGGCGAGAGCGGCAGGCAGGGGCCGAUGAGAAAGGCCACCUCCACCCCUGACAGGCAGAGAGGGGCGGGCCACGGGGGGAGAACGGAUUAAAGAGAACCUAUUCAAAGUGUGCGAGCGCUUGUCAUUGGAAGAACAGUAGUUGUCCAGUGCUGCAUUCAUCACAGUGGAAAAGCAAAGUCAGCUGAAUGCGUUUACUGUUUCCUGAAAGUGCUGUAGUUAACGCUGUAAAAAUAGACCAGUAUUUUGCAGGAGGACUGCUGUGAUGCACUUUAAAAAGGACUGAAUGGGAGCACCUGGCUAAACCGGUUUCAGAACACAAAAGGAGGUGUGUGACUGAGGGAAUCCAGCCACCGAGUGAGUCGGGUGCAGAGCGUUAUUGGCUGGCCUUGUCAGCAGAGGACGUGGUUUUCUACCUGCCUGCUCUAAGCGAUCUUUGGCUGUGCUGUUUGCUGUGCAGGAUGGUAACUGCCAAGGUGUGGGUUCUGAAGAAGCAUUUUGAGGGUUUCCCCAAAACCAGUGACUUCGACCUGAAAAAGAUAGAGCUGCCAAACCUAAAGGAUGGAGAGUUGCUGCUUGAAUCAGUGUUUCUCAGUGUUGAUCCUUACAUGAGACCUUACAGUCGACGGGACAUGAAGGAAGGGGACAUAAUGAUAGGCACACAGGUUGCCAGGAUUGUGGAAAGCAAGAAUCCUGCCUUUACAGUGGGGGACUUUGUCGUGGCUAGAAGUGGCUGGAGAACUCAUUUCAUCUCUGAUGGGAAAGACCUACAACUCCUUCCUUCUAGUUGGCCAGAAUCACUCCCCAGAUCUCUGGCUCUUGGGACAGUUGGCAUGCCAGGCCUCACUGCGUAUUUUGGUCUGCUGGAGGUCUGCAAGAUGAAGCCAGGCGAGACGGUGCUGGUUAAUGCUGCAGCUGGCGCUGUGGGCUCUGUGGUGGGGCAGCUUGCUAAAAUUGGGGGUUGCAAAGUGGUUGGCUGUGCUGGCUCAGAGGACAAGGUUGCCUAUCUGAAAGAAAUAGGCUUUGAUGAAGCCUUUAAUUACAAGACUGUUACAUCUUUGGAUGAAGCACUGCGUAAAGCCUCUCCUGAUGGCUAUGACUGUUUCUUUGACAAUGUGGGUGGAGAAUUUGCCAGUAUUGCUAUCAAUCAUAUGAAGAAAUACGGAAGGAUUGCAGUCUGCGGAGCCAUCUCUCAGUACAAUGACUCCAUGCCUCAGAAAGGGGCUUACAUUCAGAUUCCAAUGAUCUUCAAAGAGCUUCGAAUGGAAGGAUUUAUUGUGUCCCGCUGGAAUAACCGCCGGGACGAAGGUCUGAAGGCCCUGCUAAAAUGGGUGGUGGAGGGAAAAGUGAAAUGCCGUGAAGAAGUCACUGAAGGAUUUGAAAACAUGCCAAUGGCUUUCAUAGGAAUGUUAAAGGGAGAAAACCUUGGGAAAGCCAUUGUAAAAGUCUGAAGGUCUUGGGAGACUGGCACAGGAGAAUGUGAUUCUAUUAAGUGCUUUUCACUAAUUGAAAGGCACGUUUCAGCCUUUUUGCUGGAUGUUUGGUGAUGAUAGCUUCUGUUAAUAGUUGGGCUAGUAAGUGUAAGCAUAUGCCAAUUGCUUUGCUUCUGAAGAAUUCAAGAGUUGCUUCCCAAAGCUACAUUUAAAGAAAAAGCGCCUUAACACUGCCGAACAUCAUCAGAACUGUAACAGAUUUAAUAGAACCCUGAACCUUCCUACAAGUUGGCUUGGAGAAGGGAAAAGCAAUUGCAAAAGCUUUGCCAGCUAAUGACUAAUGUUUACCUGUUGAUUUGGCCCAGAACUUGGCAAGAGGGUUUUUUUUUAACCAAUAUCAAGGAGCAAAGAAGAGGCUAACAGCACCUGGGAGUUCCCAGCUUCCUCACUGGCUGUCUUUUUGGGGUUUUUUUGUUUUUUUUUUUUUUCUUUUACAUUUGUCAGGAAAUGUAGAUAUCUCACUUAUUGUGAGAUUAUGGAAAGAAAAAAUAAAUC